CCAUCUUCUUUGUAUUUGGCUUUUCCUUUUCCUUCAGGUACUGUUGCUCCGUCCUCCCCCUUCGUCGAUAUUCUUCUUCCAUCUUCUUUGUAUUUGGCUUUUCCUUUUCCUUUAGGUACUGUUGCUCCGUCCUCCCCCUUCGUCGAUAUUCUUCUUCCAUCUUCUUUGUAUUUGGCUUUUCCUUUUCCUUCAGGUACUGUUGCUCCGUCCUCUCCUUCACAAAUGAUUGUUUGUAGGUUUUUAUCUGCAUAAUCUUUAAAAUUUUUUGAAAUUGUAAGAGCCAAACCCUUUCAAGAAUCCUAUUACAUCUGUCAAGAAAACAGAACCGAUUGCAUAAGAAAUAAUACAAAAUGUAUAUGAGAGGCAGAUAUUGCGUACAUACCUACUGUGGGUUCAGGAAACCUCAAUCUCAUUUUCUUUAGUCUAUACGUCAAGAAAUCAAUAGGCAUUCUCUUCAUUUACUUAGGCAUAAAUUCAACUGUGGGUUCAGUGUGAAGAAUAGAGUAAUACAACAUAACUUUGGUAGAUCGGGAGAAACUAUUAGUAGGCAUUUCAACUCAGUACUUACUAGUAUGAUGAGACUUGGAGAUAUGUUGUUGAAGAAACCAGAGCCAGUGGCUGAUGACUCUAGCGACGAAAGGUGGAAGUGGUUUAAGAAUUGUUUAGGCGCCUUGGAUGGAACUCACAUCAAGUUAAGAGUUCCUUCUCUUGACAAGGCAAGAUACCGGAAUAGGAAAGGAGAGAUAACUACAAAUGUGUUGGGUGUUUGCUCACAAGAUGGUUUCUUUAUAUAUGUUUUGCCUGGGUGGGAAGGGUCCGCAGCAGAUGGACGGGUUCUUCGUGAUGCCAUAAGUAGAAGGAAUGGCUUGAGGGUUCCACAAGGUCACUAUUACUUGGUUGAUGCUGGGUACACCAACUGUAAGGGAUUUCUUGCACCGUAUAGAGGGCAAAGAUACCACUUAAGUGAAUGGAGAGAAGGGCGACAUCCUAGAAGUGCACAAGAGUGCUUUAAUAUGAGACACUCUUCUGCACGAAAUGUAAUUGAGCGGUGUUUUGGUAUUUUGAAAUUAAGGUGGGCUAUACUAAGAAGCGCAUCUUUUUAUCCCAUUCGAACACAUAACCGAGUUAUAAUUGCUUGUUGCCUCCUACACAACUUAAUUCGUCAAGAAGGUGUAGAUCCACUUGAAAAUGAAGUUCCAGAAAUGGGUGUUGAUAUGGACGGGAUGGAAAACACCCCAAUUCAAAACAUGGAUGCUUCUGAUGAAUGGGCUACCUUUAGGGAUACUCUUGCUAAUGAAAUGUUCACCACUUUUUCUUCUAAUAGGAUAUCUAGAUGAAUUAGUUAUUUCAUUUAAACAUUAUUGUUUAUUUGAAUAUGUUAAUUUUCUUUGUUUCUUUGAGUGUGGUGUAUGGUAUGAUAGAACAUGUAUUAUUGUUAUGUCCUUAAUAAUAAUAUAUUGUCAUAUUGUCUUAUUGUUAUUUAACCUCUUCUCAAGUUCUAACAUUUUCUUCUUCUAGCUGAACAAACAUGUCAAGUAGGUCUGGAAAAUCAGACAAGCACAUGUGGACACCCGAAGAGGAUGAAUUAUUAAUUCAAUCCAUGAUGGUGCUACAUGAUAAGGGAGAACUUGUAUCUGACAAUGGUUUAAGGCCACGUGUCUUAAACACUUUGAAGGACAUGCUUGAUGGUUUGAUACCUGGAAGUGGUAUUAAAGCCCAUCCCCAUAUUCAGUCAAGAGUUAAGAAGUUAAAAAUUAACUAUGGUGUGGUUUCUGACCUUCUUAAUUUAUCUGGUUUUGGUUGGGACCCUGAAAAGAAAUGUGUGACAGCUCCCAAGACUGUUUGGGAUGAAUAUGUGAAGGUAAACAAGAAAGCUGCUAAAUGGAGAAACAAGACUUUCCCCCAUUAUGAUGAGCUAUCUAAUAUCUUUGGGAAGGAUAGGGCAAAUGGAAAGGAUGCUCAAACGUAUGAAGAUAUCGUUGAAGAGUUUCAUGAUCAACAUGGGUUUACUUCACCCGUAGAAGAUACUCCUACUGAGCACAUUCCAACUGAUUCUCAAAUGGAUGGAUCACAUGCCAAUACUUCACCACAAGAGAACUCUCCAACUGAGCUGUCCCCUUCUGAUGCAACUUCCGGAGCGAAAAAGAGGAAGCGAAACAGCACUGAAGCUCAACCUUCCAUGCUUGAAGGCAUGAAAAUGAUUGUUCAAACACUAGCUGAUGGGUUGAAGGAGUCAUCUGAGCGUUUUGGCAUGCACCUUGAUAGAGUUGAACGUGAGAAACGUAUUGAUGGCAUGAGGUCGUCUCUCCUUGUUGAGUUGAAGAAGGUUGAAGGACUUUCCCACCAAGAACGUCUCAAGGCAUAUGUGAAGAUUAUUGGUGAUGAGAAUAUGCUAAUUGGCUUUUAUUCCAUGCCUGAAGAGGAUAAAGCUGAUGUGAUUCGCGAAAUAAUAGCAUAAGCUAGUAUUAGUGUCACUUGAUAUUUUGGUGUAUCUCGAUUUUUUGGUGAUCCUUAGUAAAGUUGCAAGAGGAUCCUUUAUAUGUAAUGUCAUGUUUAGAUGUCUAAUUUUUUGUGUAAGAUAUGGCAUAUCUUACUUGGGUGCUUGGAUAUAUGAGUAGCACCAUUGACUAUAUUUUGUUUCAAAGUAAGAUAUAGAGUAUCUUGCUUCCUUGACCUUAUUAAUUAUGAUAUGAUAAAUGACAUCCUUUGUUUCAUGUUUUA
Messenger RNA from Prosopis cineraria, 2721 nucleotides. RefSeq lists its product as uncharacterized. Lineage: Eukaryota; Viridiplantae; Streptophyta; Magnoliopsida; Fabales; Fabaceae. The record is from RefSeq and is a predicted model, not a curated record. Bases 1529 to 2458 code for a protein of 309 amino acids. The transcript has 3 exons.